AUACUUUUCUUGGGCCUUUAUUCAUCUCCAAAUAUCACAUCUCCCAUUAAAAAAAAGACCACCAAUAUUUUAUAGCCACCCCCAUUUCUCCCUCUCCUUUAUUCUCCGGCCUUCUCCACCCACAUUUUUCUCCCCCAAGAAUCAUAACCCCUUAAUUUUUUUCCUACAAUCAAGCUUUGAUCCAUCUUUAUUUGCGUUGAGCGAUUGUUUUGAUUUCGUUCGAAAACAAAAACCAACCGCUCUCGCAGAAAAAAAGAGAUUGAAGAUGGGGGAGGAACAAAAGUGUCACAAAGCCGGUGGAGGACACCGGCUUUGCGCAACAAUUGCGGGUUUUUCGGGAGUAGCACCACCCUUGACAUGUGCUCCAAGUGCUACAAGGAUCAUUGCCUCAAGGAGGCGGCGCACUUUGUCAUGGACGCCGCCGCCGCCGCCGCCGUGGAGGCGGAGGCGAAAAGACGACAACCCACAGAUGGAUCGUCUUUUCCCCUGUCUCUCCCGGCGUCUUCUUCGUCGUCGUUAGGGCGCGAUGAUGCGCCUGAUACGGCGACGGAGGGGCCGGGGGAGACGGUGGCGGCGGCGGCGCCGUGUGGGCCGAUCAGGUGCGGGACCUGCCGGAAGCGGGUGGGGCUGACGGGGUUCACGUGCAGGUGCGGGGUCACGUGCUGCGGGGCCCACAGGUACCCGGAGCGGCAAGGGUGCACGUUUGACUACAGAGCGGCGGGGAGGGAAGAGAUCGCCAGGGCCAACCCGGUUGUCAAGGCGGAGAAGCUUGACCGGAUCUGACGGCGGCGGCGGCGGGAAUUCGGGUGGGGCUGAUCGGACGGCGGAGGAGGCUAAGACGCUAGGUGAUGGUGACGUAUAGGUGGUUGGUUGGUAAUUGGUAUGGGGGGUCUUUGAAUAACUCAUGUUGCCUCAUUAUUGUACGUUGAAAUGUCUUAAGGAGUGAUUAUUAAUGAUAGUGGCUUUUAUACUCCCUCCGUCCCUAAAUAUUUGCCACAUUUAUAUUCCCGAGGUCAUAUUAUGAUCUGGGGCAUCUACGAGACUCAGUUUUGCAUAAUUCUCCAUUGCACACACAAGUCAAUUCCACAGUCCAGUCUCCUUUUUUCUUGGAUCACUUUUUCCGCAGAUUAAUUUAAUUUGGAGCUCAGUGGUUUUAAUUAACUACUAACAUAUAGCAGAAGUUUACUGUGGGGAAGAGAGGAUUGCUGAGGUUUCCCCUAGUACUAUGAUGUUCGUUUUCGGGGACUCCUAUGCCGACACCGGCAACACCCCCAAUGGCUCCGCCGCCUGUUGGACCUCGCCCUACGGAAUCACUUUCCCCGGCAAACCCUCCGGCAGAUUUUCCGACGGCCGUGUUCUUACCGAUUUCAUAGGUCUGGUUCUUGCUCAUUUCAUAUCAUGUCCCUCAAUUUAUAUUGGAUAGCACCCGUUUUUAUGAGAAAGAAAAAAAAUCAAGUACGGAGUAAAGAGUAUACUCCUUAAAAUCUACUCCCUCCAUCUUUCAAAGUUUUUCCAUUAUUGACUUUUUGAAAAAUUUAAGAGAGAUAUUUUUUGUUGAUUUUUCAAAAGUAUUGAUUGAUUAAAACAUGAUGUGAUGGAUUUAGUACUAUUAAAAAAAUAUAAUGUGAUCGGUAGAGUUAGAUUUAGUAGAGCAAAAGUUGUUUUUAAAUAGAAAAUGAAAUGAGUUUGUGGGA
Messenger RNA from Cuscuta campestris, 1694 nucleotides. Lineage: Eukaryota; Viridiplantae; Streptophyta; Magnoliopsida; Solanales; Convolvulaceae. The record is from the annotation of a GenBank genome assembly.